ACAUAGAAACUUCGAAAGACAAUCUGUUCCAUCCAGAGCAGUUUGUCCAUGUUCUCACACAGAUUUUGAAGAAGAAAAAGCUGCAAAACGAUUCAAAGCUUUAGCAGAUAAUUUUGCACUUUGUGCUUAUUUCACUGAAAUCAAAGACCAGACAUAAUUAGACGAUUAGCAACAUGAUGGAAAAUCUAAAGGAUCCUGCGUUUGAAGAACUAGUUGAAAGAAUGAAAGAGUUUGACAUCCGCUACAACCCUGACAAACACCGGUUAAAGAACUACAACCCAGACAUGCCUCUUCGCCCGGCCAGCGUCCUCCUGCCUCUCUUUUACCGUAAUGGCCAGCUACACAUACUUUUGACUAUCCGCUCCAGUGGAAUGCCGACCCAUGCUGGUCAAGUGGCAUUUCCUGGUGGAAUGAGAGCACCUGAUGACCCUGACGCCAUAGCAACAGCCUUGAGGGAAGCAGAGGAGGAAGUUGGCAUUGUGCCAAGUGAGGUGAAGGUCAUUGCUGUUCUUCCUCCCUGCAUUGUUCGACCAAAAUCCCUUGUUACAUGCGUGGUAGCACUAAUUCCAAGUGGUUUUGAACCUCAGAUUAAUCCAAGGGAGGUUGAUUAUGUGUUUGAUUUACCGCUAAGAAGAUUUCUUAGUGAUGAAGGUAGAUCAGCGGAGGAAUUUCAGUGGAAUUCUGCAAUACCAUUUAGUGUCUACCAUUUCAAGGACACCAUUAAAGGUCAAGAAGUUGAUACCUGGGGGUUUACAGCGAUUCAGAUUGCCCAGACAGCUCUGGUGUGUUACCAGUCUGAUGUAGAAUUAGUUAGUAUGAAUAGACGUGUGUUAACAAGGAAGAAUUGUUUUAACGUUGAAAUAACCGAAGUUAUUCUAGAAAAUUAUAUAAAAAACGCAAAACUAUAGGUUUUAUAGGAAAAAUCAAUCCUUUAGAUUUUGCAUUUUUGUAAUAUGUAGAGAUGUUUAAUGGUUUUUACAGUAUUUUUAUUGAAGAAUAUUUGUUUUAUGACUUGCAAUGUAUGGACUUCAUUAUAUACAUAUUGUUACUGUGUAUUAUUUAUUUGUUUGCUGAGAAAUAAUUCUUUCUCAACAUUUACUGAACUUUUGUUUUGUUAAAAUUAAUAGCAAAGACAAGAAUGGUGAUUAAUGUUAAAAAGGAAAGAAAAUAAUGUCUUUAUGAAUUUGGGAACAAAUCAUUGAAUUCAUAUCACAUAAUUUUUUGUUUCAGGGGUCAAACAUUAUUUUUAAUAUUGAACAGUUUUUCCACACCAUUUUAGGUAUGGGGCUGCCUGUGCCUUUCUUAUAAGGAAAAAUCUGUCAUUUUGACUAACAUUGGGAAUUCCAAUAUUGCAAGGAAAUGAACAAAAAAUGCUUUAAAAUAUAGACAAAAAAGACAGUGAUAAUGCAGUGGGGUUUUUUCUCACCGCUUUUAAGAAAAGGGUGGUGGGGCCCUUUGACAGGGCAAAAAUAGCCUCGUUUUUGCAAAAAGGGACAAAAAAUAACAUGAUUCAUAUACAGACAUUCACAUGAUUGUUCCAUAGAGUAUUAAAUCAGUAACAUGCUUUAAUAAUUAUUGUGAAUAGUUAAAUUUCAUGGAUUUGAUUUGAUUUGAUUUGACCUUCAAAAUGUUUCCUAACAUUAAAAUCUUGUUUACAGUUCUAUUGAGCCAGACUAAAUGUCAGACAACAGGCUAUCAUUUGACAAAUGGGAUGCAAAAAAUGUGUAUAUUGAAGUUUAUUGAAUUAUACACAAGAUAGAAGGUAAACCCUGUGCAGCUGUUUGUUUGAUGAGAAUUUAUUUACCUAACAUGUAAUGGGUUUCUCAUAGAUUAAAAGCCCAAUGCAUUUUUACUCAACUCUUUGAAUGCUAUUAUUCUGGAGAAGACAUUUUUUUAUCAAUUGAAAAUGUUGGCUUUACUCCAAUCAGAUAUCCUUUGACAACUCAAAGAAAUGGUAAAUAAUCAAUGAGGUUUUGGAAUGGGUGUUAAGGUUUAUUAAUUAAGAAUUCCUUUGUUAUACAAAAAAACUUGGUCAAUUGAAAUACUGCCAACUUUAAUCGCAAAAACAAGGGCAGUUUGAAAUAGUGCUGACAGAUAUUGAUGAAACUUGGUGUGUAGGUAGCUUAUGUGAAGAGCUAGCUUGGGAUUGCUUUUGAGUGGGGAGGGGCUAAGGUCAAGGUCACUAUUACUAAAAAUAGAAAAAUGGUUUCUGCCCAAUAACUUUAGUUAGGAUUGACAGAAAUUGAUGAAACUUGGUGUGUAUGUAGCAUGUGAAGAGCUAGCUUGGGAUUGCUUUUGAGUGGGGAGGGGCUACGGUCAAUGUCACUGUUACUUGUAAUAGAAAAAUGUUUUUUGCCAAAUAACUUUUGAUGGCAUUGAUAGAUAUUGAUUAAACUUGGUGUGUGGGUAGCUUAUGUAAAGAGCUAGCUUGGGAUUGCUUUUUAGGGGGUGGAGCUAAGGUCAAGGUCACUGUUACUAAAAAUAUAAAAAUGGUGUCCACCCAAUAACUUUAGUUAGCAUUGAUAGAUAUUGGUUAAACUUGGUGUGUGGGUAGCUUACGUACAGAGCUAGCUUGGGAUUGCUUUUGAGGGGGGUGGAGCUAAGGUCAAGGUCACUGUUACUAAAAAUAGAAAAAUGGUUUCUGCCCAAUAACUUUAGUUAUGAUUGAUAGAUAUUGACGAAAUUUUGUGUGUAGGUACUAGUAGCUUAUGUGAAGAGCAAGCUUGGAAUUUCUUUGAGGGGGGUGGGGUCAAGGUCACUGUUACUAAAAAUAGAAAAAUGGUUUCUUCCCAAUAACUUUAGUUAGCAUUGAUAGAUAUUGAUGAAACUUAGAGCGAAGGUAGCUUAUGUGAAGAGCUAACUUGGGAGGAGGGGUCAAGGUCACUGUUCCUAAAAAUAGAAAAAUAUUUUUCUGCCCAAUAACUUAGUUAGAAUUGAUGGAUAGUGAUGAAUCUUGUGUGAAUAUAGCUUAUAUGAAGCUGCAGAUUGAACUUGCUCAUACAACAAAUUAAUUGGCUAUAAUUUCUGAUUGCCCAUAACAAAAACCUGGUUUUGUCGCAUUGCGGCGCUUCUAGUUUAGAAUAUGCUGGGCAAAAUGAGACUUGGUGAACCUAGCUACCCAUGUUUAUGUUAGUACCACAGGGGUCCUCACAACUCUUUUUACCCUUUUUAUAAUCCAUCUAUAGAUUAUAUAAGUGAAAAGGGUAUAGGGUGGAAAAAAUCAUGAGAAACCCCUGUGGUUAUAACUAGACAGUAACUAUUGACAAUAUUUUAUGUUAUGAAUAUUUUUGCAUUUUUAUUUUUUCAAAUUUCAGAUAGAAAAAACAGUAGGCCUACGUGACUUUAAGGAAGCUUCAUUAACUGCAUGAAAUGCUUUCAUCCAAUGUUUGGUUUUCCCCUCAAAUUUUAAGAGAGAGUAAAGUAAAUAAGUCAAGUGCUAUACUGCUUUAUACAGCUAUUCCCGUCUUUAUUACAGAAAAUUAUGUAAAACAUAAUGAAAUAUUAGGUUGUUUUUGCCUAUUAUCAUAGAUAAUAAAUCUUCAUCACAUUGCGUGUGAAUUCAACUUAGUUACCAGUAUAUAAUAUUAGCUUGUAACUAUUAAAAGGUAAUUAUUUCUUUGAUGAAUGGGGAGAUAAUUAAAAUAAACAUUUCUUUAUCUCUAUUUCACUCAUUUGUCAUAUUUAAAUAUUUCAUAAGAAUGUAUUUUUAGUUGUUUUACAUUCUGAAACAGCUUAUUCGAAAAUGCAAAUUAAAUUAUGUGGUAUCAAGAAUGAUGCCUCUUUAGCAUCAUUGAAUGUUUUUGAAAAUGGAUAGGUUUUGUGGUACCAGGUACAUAGAAAGUGAUGUUGAUUCUGCCAAUUUUUAAGGCUGCUAAUGAGAAUUAUUUUCAGUAUAUUAUUUUUUUCUUGGGAUUGACAGCUUGGGUACCCUAAAGUGGAUCCAGUGGUUCGCCCCUACCCCACCUUCCCCUCUCAAAGAAAUAAAAUAAAUAGCUGACCAAAUUAUUUUUAAAUGACAAUAUGUUAGAAGUAAUAUGCUAACAGUAAACCAAUUAUACUAUUUUCAAUUAAUUAUAAACCCCUAUAUCAAUUGUAAAUCCUAUAUUCUUCUGUUUCAGGGUGGGGUGGGGGUAUAGUGGGGUUUACUCCUGAGCUGUGCCCCCAAAUUACAUCCCCCUUAAGUGAAAUUUUAGCCCACUUCUGGUACCCAGCUAUCAGUACUAUCUAUGUCUGAAUAAGAUGAACGAUUUCAUAACCAUAUAAUUGCCAUUAAACUUUUCAUCUUCA
Molecule: messenger RNA, 4287 nt
Organism: Mya arenaria
Lineage: Eukaryota; Metazoa; Mollusca; Bivalvia; Myida; Myidae
Exons: 2
Coding region: 174-908 (244 amino acids)
Biological process (GO): coenzyme A catabolic process
Molecular function (GO): acetyl-CoA hydrolase activity; coenzyme A diphosphatase activity
Source: RefSeq, a predicted model, not a curated record